UUUUUUUUUUUUACUCUGAAUUGCUGAAAGCCUUUACUGCAGUCAAAGAAUUGAAUUUGCCUUUGUGUUAUAGGAGAGAACUCUCUCUUUUUUGGGGGGGGGGGUGUCUAGGAGGGUUCAAUUGUGCUAGAGGAGAAUUGCCUCUGAAGGGGAGAUUUUUAUCAGUUGCACAAAGAGCCAGCAUUUUGUGGUUUUGUAGGAGGCUCAAAAACCAUUUAGGGCCUUAGGAGAAUUGAUGAAAAAGGCAAAGGUGCUUAACUCCAGUGAAUUCCACUGAUGUCAUGUGGCCUGUUUAGGUGGUCUGUGGUAUGCUGACAGGGGUUCAUGUGCGUCAUUGGACACCUAAAUACUUGUAAAAUUUAUCUCAUCUGGCCAUUUCAGGCAGUAGUUGUAUGUAAUUUUGGUCUCAUUGUCUGCCUACCCUUUGCACAUCCCUCAGCAGAAAAGUUCUCACAAGAAGUCUCCUGCAGUUGUAUUGAAGCAGCUAUUUGUAGGCUGUGCCUCUAGCAGCUUCUUAGGACACCUCCUCAGGUUUUUGACAACAUUAGGAACAGCAUUUGAGAUGACAGCAGUGGAGAAGAUUGAGGAGCAGCUUGCUAGUCUAAGCAUAGCAAAACGUUCUAUGCUACUUGAGGAGCCUGCUUACUUGCUGGAUAUAGACGUUUCCAAACCAGCUCAAUCCGAAAGCAGUCGCUUUGUGGCAGUUUCAUGUUCCAAUAAGUCAAUUAGGGUCUAUAACAGGGAAACAUUAAGCUUCCUGCGGGAGUACAGUAACCAUCCUGGGAUACUUAAUGGAGUCCGAUUUGCACACACAUGUGACAGCACAGUGUUUUCAGCAUGCAGUGAUGGUACAGUGAAGUGUUGGGAUAUUCGUUUAUCAACUCAGAAAGCUGUGCAGGUAUUCCAUGGCUAUCCUUCCAAUGUUCUCAUCAGUUUUGAUGUCAACUGCAGUGAUACCAUACUUUGUGCUGGAACAGAAAAAGUCGAAAAGGACACAUUUCUGGUGUUUUGGGAUGCAAGAGGUGUUGCGAACUGUGCCAGCACAAGUAAAGAACCCUUGGGAGUCUACUCUGAAAGUCACAGUGAUGAUAUCACUAAAAUUUGCUUUCAUCCUAUCAAACCCAAUUUGGUAGUUUCUGGGUCAACCGAUGGGUUGGUUAAUGUGUUUGACAUUAACAAGGAUAAUGAAGAUGAUGCUUUGAUAUCAACUUGCAAUUCAGAUUCAUCAGUAAGUUUUAUUGGCUGGUCUGGGAAAGAUUAUAAACAGGUCUACUGCGUGACACAUGAUGAGGGAUUUUGUUGGUGGGACAUGGCUCAGCUAGAUACUGAAGACCCAAUAACACUAUUGCAUGUUGUGGAUGUCAGAGAGGCAGUCCAUCCUGAAAAUGACAGCUUACAUUACCUGUUAGGUGGUUUGUACCACGAAAAGGCAGACAAACUCUUCCUUAUUGGGGGAACAUCCAGAGGAAACGUUCACCUCAUGAGCUGCAGCACCGAUGGCCUGAGCCUGGUGGGUACCCUUUGCAGAGGACACUCUGCUCCUGUUCGCUCUUUCUGCUGGAACCUGACAGAUGAGUCUCUGCUGACGGGCGGAGAGGAUGCGCAGCUGCUGCUAUGGAAACCCAGUGCUGCUGAAAGGGCCCUCACAAAGAAGGCGUCUAUGAAGAUUGCCUCUUCUGUGCAGAAGAGAGUGAGAGUUCACAAGAGCUCCCUCAAAAGCAGGAAAAGGUAGCAUCCUGAAAGCGGGGAUCUCUGCCGUGUAGAGCUUUCCUGGUGUUUAAUCUCUCAGGCAAUUCUCAGCUGUGCUUUAUUUGGAGGUGCUCUGUGGAAGGAACUGUGGUGCUUGAGUUCUACCCGGGAAUGAUGUAUUUCAGUCAUUAGAAAUGACUUAUGCCUUUUUAUGGGUUUUGUUUGGUGUAUUUGCAUUUUUUUAAAGUAGCGAAUAUUAAUCAGAAAGGAGUACAUGUUUGCCUGGAAUUCUUGAAAAAUAUCUCUUAUAUUAUAUAAAAAUGUUUCUGUGGUUGUUUCAUGUCUCAGCCAACAAUUUUAAUGUGUAGUACAGGCCUGUGGCUUGCAUAAUUUCUUACCUUCCCACUACAAUUCCCUGGCAUGUUUUAAAUGCUUUUGUAUUUCAUGCAGUAUUUUGCUUUCUUUACAGAAACUUUAAUGAAAUUGCUCAAUAUAAUAAAAGAUUUUAUGUCACA
This is a messenger RNA of Pezoporus flaviventris, 2204 nucleotides long. RefSeq names its product WD repeat domain 89 (gene WDR89). Gene Ontology annotation, molecular function: protein binding. Bases 563 to 1732 code for a protein of 389 amino acids. The record is from RefSeq and is a predicted model, not a curated record. The transcript has 2 exons. NCBI's taxonomy places the organism in Eukaryota, Metazoa, Chordata, Aves, Psittaciformes, Psittacidae.